Molecule: messenger RNA, 4323 nt
Organism: Penicillium manginii
Lineage: Eukaryota; Fungi; Ascomycota; Eurotiomycetes; Eurotiales; Aspergillaceae
Exons: 5
Coding region: 1-4323 (1440 amino acids)
Biological process (GO): double-strand break repair via homologous recombination; DNA replication
Cellular component (GO): RecQ family helicase-topoisomerase III complex; cytoplasm; nucleus
Molecular function (GO): four-way junction helicase activity; ATP binding; 3'-5' DNA helicase activity
Source: RefSeq, a predicted model, not a curated record
AUGACGAAGAAUAACUUGGCCUCUCAUUUGAAAUGGCUGCUGAAGCAAGGCCCCUCUUUGUACCCAUCGCUAACUGCCGAGUCCCCUGUGGUUGAACAACCUACUGCCCGCUUUUCGCAACAACCGACACCACCGGAAGAAUUCGAGAAAUUGGACGAGAUCUUGGAAGACGCCGACGAUGUUUCAGAUGAAACCAUGGCACGAUUAAUGCUGUGUCCUUCCUCUGAAAGCAAGCCUCGCAUGCUUAGCCAGGUCGACAAAAAGCACAAUGCGACGUCCUCGACCUCACAAAAGCCGUCCUCGACGCGCAAUCUGGCUGCAGGAAACCCCCACCUAGAGCUACAGCCAGCAUCCUCUUCCAAGAAUUCUCGACCAAAGGCCACCCCACUCAAGUCAGAACACAAGCUCGCGACAUCGCCAUUCGAUGCAAUCGAGUCCAUUGAUCUGACAGGAGAGAUCAAUCGUUUCCUGCCUUCUUCGGCGACAGCAGACCUUGGCGAACCGCGUCGUUUAUGGACCGAUGGGGCUGCGCCACAAGAUGCUCCCCACGAGAAGCGAGGGAAGAAAAGAAAGAGCGAGGAAUACACAUCAGAUCUGCUAUCCCCGUCUAAGCACUCGACAAAGAUUCGAACACCUUCCAAGGCAAACAGAUCACCUAUCGCUGGUAACACCGUGGCAGAAUUGCCCGCAGUGUCAAGCCGAACCACCCUCUCGAGUAGUUCGAAACAGCCCAAGCGAGUCAUCGCCGAUUCUGACGAGGAAGACGAUGACCAAUUCGAUAGUUGGCUUGGUGCCGAAGAUGUUGAUGACAUGAUUUUCGACCCGGAGCCGGCAUUAUACCCAACACUUCCCAAAAUGAGCUCCCAGGAAAGCCAGAAGUCGGAAUACCACAGUACAGCUUCACGGCCUUCUCCCAGCAAUGCCCUGCCACCGCCAACGCGGGCCGAGAAGAAAUCAUCGUUGCCCAAGUCCCAGAAUCCGGAUCAAUCACCCACACCAAAAGCGCCCAGUUCGCAACAAAGAGAUCCGGAAAUUUUGAAAUUCCUUGCUCUUCCCUCGACAUCACUGACCCAGGCUAUAUCGAGCUUGAAAGCAACGCUUCAGAAGAAUGCGGAAAUAGUUUAUGAGCAGGCAAUGGAAGGUCGAACGGCACCGGAAUUGAUUGCCGCAAACAAAAACCUGGUUAAUCAGAUGCAGUCCAUUGAGACUUUGAAAACCAGCCAAGACUCUUACAAAAAGUGCCUUUCCCGCAAGGACGAUCUCAAGAAGAGCCUCAUGCGCGUGAUCUCCCAGGGCAUCGACCCGACAACAAUGCCCGAACUAGCCCAAAGUCGAGCUGUAGAAGCCGAGCUGGAGAAAAUCGAGGCCAAUAUCCGCGAGCUUCUCCCCAGCUCCAGGGUCUUCGAUAUUGCACCGGCAUCUGGAUUGUCCGAUAUCGAAGCUCCAAUGGCUAUUCCUCAUGCAGGAGUAAGCCACGAAUCCCCUCCUGAAGAUAUGUUUGACGAUUCAGUUCUUUCGAUUGAUUCCCCGCCUGUUGCAUCCCGCUCGGCGUAUUCGAGUGAGCCACCCCCGAGGGAGAAAUCUCCCUUUACAAACGACCGAGAGACGAGAGACUAUUUUCCCGACAGACCUCACGAUAAACAAGACAGAUUUGUUGCUCGCAAUAUGGGCUCCCCGCCGCACACAAUGGACUUUGACGACUUUGAUUGGAACGCCAGCGAUGAUGAGAUGCUCGAGGUGGCGGGAAGUUUCGACAACCGUGCGAUCUCUGCUCGUGAAUCAGAAGCCCCGAACCGGAAAGUAUUUGCAGAAACAUCAGGCAACACAUCUCGCAUGCCGGCCCCGAAGAAAUCACCAGGCCGUAGCACUUUCUGGUCUAAUAAUCCUUGGUCUCAAGAAGUGAAAACGGUUCUCAAGGAUCGAUUCCAUCUCCGUGGGUUCCGUCCCAAUCAGCUCGAAGCAAUCGAUACGACUCUUGCUGGAAAAGACACAUUCAUCCUGAUGCCCACAGGUGGAGGCAAAUCACUCUGCUACCAACUACCUUCUAUUGUGAUGGGUGGAAAGACCCAUGGCGUGACGCUUGUGGUUUCGCCGUUGUUAAGUCUGAUGCAAGAUCAAGUGGACCACCUGCGGAAGCUGAACAUCAGUGCCUACUUGAUGAACGGUGAGUCUGACAGGUCCGAGCGAUCCUGGAUUCUUGGUCAAUUGUCAAACGCCGGGGGAGAGGGCCUGGAGCUGUUGUAUAUCACCCCAGAGAUGAUCAACAAGAACCAGACGCUUGUGCGGGCUCUUGAGAAACUUCACCGUCGGAAUAAACUCGCACGGUUGGUAAUUGACGAGGCACACUGCGUGAGCCAGUGGGGACACGACUUUCGACCGGAUUACAAGGAAUUGGGUGAGGUUCGGAACAAGCUUCCCGGCGUCCCAGUUAUGGCUUUGACUGCUACCGCUACAGAGAAUGUGAAAGUGGAUGUGAUCCAUAAUUUGAAGAUGACCGGAUGCGAGACGUUUUUGCAAAGCUUCAAUCGUCCGAACCUUACGUAUGAAGUGCUUCCAAAGGGCAAAAACGAUGAAGUCCUCGCCGGUAUCGCAGAAAUAAUCACCAAAUCCUACCGCAAUCAAUGUGGUAUUGUUUAUUGUCUGUCGCGCAAAACAUGCGAGAAAGUCGCAGAAGAACUUCGCGAAAAGCAUGGCCUUGCGGCCGAACAUUAUCAUGCAGGCAUGAAAUCAGAUGAAAAAGCCAAUGUGCAGCAAGAGUGGCAGAAAGGUGAAUGCCAAGUUAUUGUUGCCACGAUUGCAUUUGGGAUGGGAAUUGACAAACCCGAUGUACGAUUUGUUAUCCAUCACAGCAUUCCCAAGAGCUUGGAAGGCUAUUACCAAGAAACAGGCCGUGCUGGUAGAGAUGGCAAGCGUUCUGGUUGCUAUCUUUACUACGGCUACAAGGACGCGGCAACCCUCAAACGAAUGAUCGAUUCCGGCGACGGCAGUUAUGAACAAAAGGCCCGACAAAAGCAUAUGCUCCGCAAUGUGGUUCAGUUCUGCGAGAACCGCAGCGACUGUAGACGUGUUCAGGUACUUGCCUACUUCAAUGAAUACUUCCGCCGAGAAGACUGCGGCAGCGCUUGCGAUAAUUGCAAGUCUGAUUCGGUGUUUGAGUCGCAUGAUUUCUCAGAGCAUGCGGGCUGGGUUAUCAAAAUUGUCCGGCACUUUCAAAAGAACUUGAAAGAAAAGGUCACUGUGCUCUAUUGUGUGGAUAUCCUUCGCGGAGACCUGAAGCGGGCCAAAUCUGCCUCCCACAAGCAACUUGCCUGGUAUGGCAAUGGCUCAGACCUUGAUCGAGGUGAGGCCGAGCGGCUAUUCUACCGUUUAUUGGGUGAAGAUGCUCUCGCAGAAGACAAUGUGAUCAACGGAAAGGACUUCGCGGUCCAGUACAUCAUACUUGGCCGACGAGCCACUGAAUAUGAGACUGGGCAGCGGAAAUUGAUGUUGCAAGUGCGUGCAUCUCCGAAUGGCAAGGCUCGACCUUCGAAGACGACCAAAAAAGGGAAAUCUGGCAACCGAUCUCAUCCUCAGUCCACCAUGGUCUCGUCUCCUGUCCAAUCUGCCAAUGAUCGCCGCCAAGCGCGUACCCAGAAACGAAGCGUUGCCGUGAAUGACUCUGACAAUGAUAGCGAUGGGUUUGAACCAGUUCGGGUAGCUGGUGGAACCGGGAAUCGUAGUUCCCGUGAAAUGGGACCUCCGAUUACAACUGAUCAAAGACUGGAUCGACUUGAUCAUCUGCACAGAGCGGUAGUGGAAGAUUUUGAGGUCACGGCAAAGAGAUAUCUUCAGGAGAUUGUUGUUGAGAAAGGCCUUCGUUCUCAACCAUUCUCAGACCAGCAAUUACGCGAGAUGGCUAUCUCAUUCCCGAAAGAUAUCCAGCAACUCUCUGCCAUACCAGGUAUUGACCGCGACAAGGUCACUCGAUAUGGACGCCAGAUUUUGAAGCUGGUAGACAAUGCUAGGCGACGAUACCAUGAAUUGACACAGGAUGCGGAAACCAGCGGAGUUGUCCCAGACCCCAAUCACCAUAAUGUCAUCAAUCUCAGCAGCAGUGACGAGUAUAGUGAUGACGAUUUGUUCGUGGAUCAAGCAUCUAAUUUCGAUCUUGAUUAUCCCGUUCAAGACGAUACCCAAGAUGUCACAAGCCGCUAUUUCCCUCCACCGCCAUCGCCCGGCUUCGACCCCGGCGACGACUUAAGGGCCAGCCGGUCAGCAUCUGCGCCUCGCAAGAUCAGCAAAGCGAAAACCUCCAAAUCCACGAUUGGAAUGAUGCCCAUCUAA